AUGAAGAUCCUUUUUUUAUCCACCUUCUCCAUUUUUUUGUUGUCUGCUUUUGAUCCAGCAGACUCUUCUGCUCAUUAUGACAAGAUUUUGUCCCAUAGUCGAAUCAGGGCACGUGAGCAGGGUCCAAAUGUCUGUGCUCUUCAGCAAGUUAUGGGCACCAAAAAGAAAUAUUUCAGCACCUGCAGAAACUGGUAUCAGGGAGCUAUCUGUGGGAAGAAAGCAACUGUCUUGUAUGAAUGUUGCCCUGGCUACAUGAAGAUGGAUGGAAUGAGAGGUUGUCCGGCAGUUGCUCCUAUUGAUCAUGUUUAUGGUACCCUGGGCAUUGUGGGAGCAACCUCUACUCAACGGUAUUCUGAUAUGUCAAAGCUGAGAGAAGAGAUUGAAGGACGGGGAUCAUUCACAUUCUUUUCACCAAGCAAUGAUGCUUGGGAGCUGUUGGAUCGAGAAAUUCAUAGUAAUUUAAUUGACAAUGUAAAUAUUGAACUGUACAAUGCCCUCCACAACCAUAUGGUAAACAAGCGUAUGUUGACAAAGGAUCUUAAGAAUGGCCUGACUCUUGUAUCCAUGUACAAUGAUCAGCAACUGCUUAUUAAUCAUUAUCCUAAUGGGGUUGUUACUGUUAACUGUGCCAGAAUCAUCCAUGGCAACCAGAUUGCUACAAACGGUGUCGUUCAUGUCAUUGACCGUGUCCUGACCCCUGUUGGAAAUACCAUUCAAGAGUUCCUUGAAGCUGAGGAUGAUGUCUCAUCUCUUAGAGCUGCUGCCAUUACAUCUGGUGUAUUGGACACACUUGGAAAGCCCGGCCAUUACACACUCUUUGCUCCUACUAAUGAAGCUUUUGAGAAACUUCCACGGGGAGUCUUGGAAAGGAUCAUGGGCGACAAGGUGGCCUCUGAAGCUCUCAUGAAGUUCCAUAUUUUAAACACUCUUCAAUGCUCUGAAGCCAUCAUGGGUGGAGCAGUCUAUGAGACCUUGGAAGGGAGUACAAUUGAAGUAGGUUGUGAUGGUGAAAGCCUGACUGUAAAUGGAGUCAAGAUGAUAAACCGCAAAGACAUUGUGACAAGCAACGGUGUUAUCCACCUCAUUGACCAUGUGCUGAUUCCUAACUCUGCCAAGCAAGUUAUUGAGCUUGCAAGUGACCAGCAGACCACCUUCAUAGACCUUUUGGCACAGCUGGGAUUGGUUUCUUCUCUAAGGCCAGAGGGACAAUACACUCUGCUGGCUCCUCUGAAUGGUGCUUUCUCGGAUGACACUUUGAGGAUGGACCAACGCCUUCUUAAACUGAUCAUGCAAAACCACAUUUUGAAAGUGAAAAUUGGCCUCAGUGAGCUCUACAAUGGACAGAAGGUGGAGACCUUGGGAGGAAAACGACUCAGAAUCUUUGUAUACCGCACAGCUGUAUGUAUUGAAAAUUCAUGCAUGGUAAGAGGAAGCAAAGAGGGAAGGAAUGGUGUUAUUCACAUUUUCAGACAGAUCAUCAAACCAGCCGAAAAGUCACUGCGUGAAGUGUUGAAGAAUGAUAAGCGCUUUAGCAUAUUCCUUAAUCUGGUGAAAGAAGCCGAUUUAGAUGAUGUUCUAUCACAACCUGGAGAAUGGACUUUGUUUGUCCCAACUAAUGAGGCCUUUAAAGGCUUGACGGAUGAGGAAAAGGAAAUACUGAGAAGGGACAAAAACGCUCUCAGGACUAUUCUUCUUUAUCACCUGACAAAAGGAAUUUACGUUGGAAGCGGUUUUGAACCUGGUGUGACAAACAUUCUCAAAACUAUCCAAGGAAGCAAACUGUACAUGAAAACAGUAAAUGACACACUUCUGGUGAAUGAACUGAAAUCAAAAGAAUCUGAUCUCAUGGCAACUAAUGGUGUUAUUCAUGUUAUAGAUCAACUCUUGUAUCCAGUAGAUGUACCUGUUGGAAAUGAUCAGUUGCUCACCAUCCUUAAUAAGAUGAUUAAAUACAUUCAAAUUAAGUUUAUUCAUGGCAGCCGCUUCCAAGAGAUCCCCCUGACAUUUUUCACAUCUAAAUUUAAAGUGAAGCCAAAUAUUAAAGUGAUUGAAGGCAGCCUCCAGCCCAUCACCAGAAAAGAGGAAAAACCAGGUAGAAAAAUCACGAAAGUAGUUGGUGGUGCAACAAUUCGAAAAGUUACUCAAGGCACGAGAAUAAUCGAAGGGGAACCAGAAACAAAAUUGUUUAGAGAAGGCGAGACAAUAACUAAAGUGAUUCAUGGAGAGCCUAUUAUUGAAACAUACACCAAAAUAAUUGAUGGCCAUCCUGUCGAGGUGACUGAAAAAAAAGUGACAGAAGAGAGAAUUAUUCAAGGUCCUGAAAUUAAAUAUACCCGAAUUACUGCGGGUGGUAGAGGAGAUACGGAGGAACAUUUGAAGAAAUUGCUUGAAGAAGAGGUUACCAAGGUGACCAAAUUCAUUGAAGGAGAUGGUCAUUUACUUGAAGAUGAAGAAAUCAAAAGACUCCUGCAGGGAGCUGGAACUGAGUACACCAAGGUUACUAAAGUAAUUGAGGGAGAGCCACUGAUUAUCGAGAGAGAAAUCAAGGAAGUCCAUCUGGAAGAUACAGCAGUGAGGAAACCAAAACCACCCAAAAAGGCACAAGGAACACCACGGAGAAGGACAAGGCUAGUUCGUCCUUAG
Messenger RNA from Emys orbicularis (European pond turtle), 2643 nucleotides. RefSeq names its product periostin (gene POSTN). Gene Ontology annotation, biological process: extracellular matrix organization; cell adhesion. Gene Ontology annotation, molecular function: cell adhesion molecule binding. Gene Ontology annotation, cellular component: extracellular matrix. The coding region runs from base 1 to 2643 and encodes 880 amino acids. Lineage: Eukaryota; Metazoa; Chordata; Testudines; Emydidae. The transcript is spliced from 25 exons. The record is from RefSeq and is a predicted model, not a curated record.